GUGUAAUUUAUUUAUUACUUUCCAGAUAUUCUGCUACGUAAGUUACGCUGUAUUUCUAAAUCCUUUUUGUAAUUACAUCUCAAUCGCAUCGGACCCUGACUCAGUUGGGUAGUACUAAAAGGUUCCACGUAUUAUUCUUACCCAUGUUGUUUAGCAACAGCCACUUCUGGAAACUCAAACUCAUUGAAAGACUCAGCCCACUGCGAAUAGAUGAUGUACACCCGCAUACUGGUGAUUGUUUUCAGACCAACCACAACUUUGAAACAAUCAACAACGGUUUUACAGACCUAACACCGCAUCUAGUCAGAUGACUGAGAGAGCAAAUGGGAAAACUGAAAAACCGGAUUGGUUUGUUGGUGAUUGCAAUAGCAUUUCUUUUCACAAUUGUUGUUCUUGCUUUGAAUUUCUGGACCUCAGAAUGCUAUUAUUCCAGGAAUGAAUUGGAUGAGUCUAGUCGAGUCAAAAAUUGGAUUAAAACAUAUGGCUGGCCUGCAGUGCUGUCGUCUAGAUCCUUGUUGGGGAAUCAACUUUUCUCCAGUGACAAGACGAACAACAAGAAAGCGCAGGAUAUCGUCGAAGAUGGGCCAGUUUUCGCAUCCGUCAGUGUGGCUGAUUGGCAAAAGACGGAUGUCCAGACGCUUUCAAAACAACAAAUUCAUGAUUAUCUUUUGUGGACUAACCAGUCGUCCUGUCAAAUUUCUCAAUCCUUUGGUGGUUUUCUAGUUUCAUCUGCCAACGGUCUCCUGGUAUCGUUCGACGGACAAAAAGCCGUUUGCCUGGAUCAGGCAGUCGCCCCACCACCCAACAAAUGCCUCGUUUAUUCGUUCGGAAUCAACAACGAUUGGAGUUUCGACGAAGCCAUGGAACUCUACGGAUGCCAAAUUUUCUCUUUCGAUCCGUCCAUGAACGUUUCAAAUCACAACCGAACGGAGGCCAUCCAUUUUUAUCAAAUGGCGCUUGAUGACGUCGACAAGGACGAAUGGAACAAGAGCAAGAGCAUUCCGUCACGAACGCUGGCCUCCAUUUACGACAUGCUGAAUUCUCUGCAUGGCGGCGACUCAUCCGUCAUCGACUAUCUUAAAAUUGAUGUGGAAACGACCGAGUGGCGAGUCUUGCCUCAAAUCAUUGAAUCGGGGAUGAUGGACAAGGUGAGGCAGUUGGCCGUGGAGAUCCAUCUGGACUGCGACAAGUCCAUUAGACACUGCCGACAGCAAGCCGGAAUUCUCCAGUCGCUGGAAGGCUACGGAAUGGUCCGCUUUGAUUCCAAACCCAACAUGUAUAGCAAGUCGAUUAUGAAUAAUGACUCGGUUUUCAAUAGUUAUGAAAUUGCGUGGUACAAUAACCGACUAGUUCGCGGUCUACGGCUGUAAAGACCAAAUAAAGAUUGCCAUAUGUUCUAUUUGGCUAGAUAGUUUCCAGUGUCAAAUUAAAACCUUAAAACUACUUAACACCACUGAAAAUCUUAAUACUGUUGCCAAACAUAUUUUAUGCAACCGAAUCGGGGAAUUCAAAAAAUUGGCGAAUGAAAAUAAACUUCGUAAUUCGCAGUGUUCUCCAUAAUUAUUUGAUCUCCAUAAAUAAAAUUUGGGGCACAUACUACCCAGAAAAAAUAAAUG
Messenger RNA from Daphnia pulex (common water flea), 1616 nucleotides. Its product is annotated as probable methyltransferase-like protein 24. Lineage: Eukaryota; Metazoa; Arthropoda; Branchiopoda; Diplostraca; Daphniidae. The transcript is spliced from 2 exons. The coding region runs from base 324 to 1370 and encodes 348 amino acids. The record is from RefSeq and is a predicted model, not a curated record.